Acanthamoeba castellanii str. Neff is the source of this 861-nucleotide messenger RNA. RefSeq lists its product as uncharacterized. The record is from RefSeq and is a predicted model, not a curated record. Lineage: Eukaryota; Discosea; Longamoebia; Acanthamoebidae. Gene Ontology annotation, biological process: double-strand break repair. The transcript is spliced from 5 exons. The annotation marks the transcript as partial.
GAGCCCGACCUGAGCGGCUUUGCGCCGGUCAACAUUCUAGUCAAUGGGCGGUCGCUGCGCGAAACAACCGGAAACAUCAAAGACUUUAUCGACAAGGCCGCACCCGAACGCAUCUGGCAGUUUAGCAUCGACGUGCCUGACAACCUGCUUGAGGGCGUAGACCAGAUCUGGGGCUUCGUCUGCUACUUUCCGACCAUAGACGGCCAAGAGACGCUUCCCGUGCCGUACCAAGCCUUGGCGAACAAAGACGAAGAGGCGGCCUACGAAGAGCUGUCACUGCGCAUGCGGGAUCCCGGACUCAACUACUUCUGGGUUGGACGCCUCUUUCCUAAAAUCGAGCGCAAGAGGUUUCCGUGGAUGGAACCGACCCAUACGGCUCGGCGAGUGCCCACAGUGCAGCAGCUUAAACUCCCCAACCAAUGCUUCGAUCGUAUCAAGGGAGCCAUAUUCUUCCCCCGCAGUAUGGUUGCCACGUCGCACAAGCAACAGUUCGGGCUCAACGAGAAGCUGCUCGAGUAUCUCUACAGAGAGCCAAAGGAGCAAGACCAGAGCACCGCAGGGGGCAAGAAGAUGGCCGACCAGUACAAGAAGCUGCGCACCAACUUCCGCAAGGUCCUACAGAACUGGCACAACUUCGACGCCGAGGUGAUACCGCUCGGCCCCAAGGUGGCGAUGGAGGGUCCAAAGCAAGCCGGAGUGUCCUACUACGUUCACGUCCAGUUCCGUGGCGUCGAGUUGAAGAAGGGCGACAAAGUGAGAAUCGUGGAGAACAAGAAGAAGAACAUAGUGGAGUACGGCGAAAUCGCUUUUUUUGAGCUUGAUCGCAAGAGACAACGUCAUCGUUGCCCUGUGGACGCAUAA